UCCCGCCACUCCGGCGGCUGCGCGUGGGCAUCAGUGAGAGAGUUCCAUAUAAAAGCUCCCGCAUCCUCCUCUGUCUCUGACACUCUCUGUUUGAAUGAUACAGUGUCUCCUCCUCUCCUCCUCCUGUGUUUUCUCGGAAACAUUUUCCUGCCGUAUAAAUUCAAUUGUCGUCUAUGGUUCUGACUCAAGCUUCCAAAAUGUCCCGGACCGAUGAGGUGCACCGUAUAACGGAGAAUGUCUAUAAGUCCAUCAUGGAGCAGUUCAACCCUUGCUUAAGGAACUUUGUUGCCAUGGGGAAGACUUACGAGAAGGCCCUCUCUAGUGUGACAUUUGCAGCAAAAGGCUACUUCGACGCACUGGUGCGGAUGGGAGAGCUGGCCAGCGAGAGUCACGGCUCUAAGGAUCUUGAAGAGGCAGCAUGGGAUGUGCUUUUUCAGAUGGCGGAGGUUCACAGACAGAUCCAGAUGCAGCUAGAGGACAUGCUGAAAUCAUUCCACAAUGAACUGCUCACAGAACUGGAGAAAAAAGUGGAAUUGGAUGUUCGCUACUUAAAUGCAGCUCUGAAGAAAUACCAGAUGGAACACAAAAAUAAAGGAGAGAGUCUGGAGAAGUGCCAGGCUGAGCUGAAGAAACUGCGCAGGAAGAGUCAAGGCAGCAAGAACCCCUCCAAAUAUGGAGACAAGGAGAUGCAGUACGUCGAGACCAUCAGCAGCAAACAAAAUGAGCUGGAUAACUACAUCUCUGAGAGCUACAAGAACGCCCUGUCCGAAGAGAGACGGAGGUAUUGCUUCCUCGUUGACCGUCAAUGUGCAUUGGCCAAAACAAGCAACGCCUACCACACCAAGGGCAGAGACUUGCUGACACAAAAGAUCCCAUUGUGGCAACAAGCGUGUGCCGAUCCAAAUAAACUCCCAGAGCGGGCAAUGCUUCUAGCUCAGCAAAUGGGCUCAGGAGCGUCAGGGACACUGGGACCCAGUGUCCACCACACCUCUAAAUCUAGCCUGACCAUCUCAGACCCCAUCCCUGGGGCCAAGCCACUUCCUGUGCCACCUGAGCUCGCAGCUCUCAUGGGGAACCAACAGACGAGGAUGAUGGGAGUAGAUGGUGUUCCCAUGGUGAAUGGCUCAGGGGUUCAUGGGGGAGAAGACUACCAACGCUGGAUGGAGACCAGAGCCGCACACGAGAAACCGGCCCACAGACACGGUGGAGAGACCUUCUCCAACACCCUGCCUGUCCGCAAGGUUGCGCCUGUAAAGCCCAAGAAUACUUUGGCAGAGACACAGACCCUCCCCAGGUCUAGCUCAAUGGCAGCUGGGCUGGAGAGAAAUGGACGGACACGCGUUCAGGCCCUCUUCUCUCAUGCCGCCGGGGACAACAGCACACUCCUCAGCUUUAUGGAAGGAGACAUCAUUACACUGUUGGUGCCUGAAGCCCGGGACGGCUGGCACUACGGCGAAAACGAGAAAAACAGAAUGAGAGGCUGGUUCCCGUUCUCCUAUACCCGCGUGAUUCCUGAACCAGACAGCAAUAAACUCCACGUCAGUUUGCAGCAUAGCAGGAGCAGCAGCACGGGAAAUCUUCUGGAGAGAGAGAUGGCGUUGCCGACACCUGAUUACGGCAUGCCCACACGCUUCCUCACCCAGCAGCAGAGCACACCACACAGCCGACAGAGACCAUACAGCAUGGCAGUGCCAGGAUUCUCACAACAAGGGUUGGAGGAGUACGAGUCUCGAUUCCAAACGAGCCGGAACAGACGAACAUAGCUGACGUUUCUGAAGGUCUAGCCCAAACAUAAGUGCGGAGGGCAAAUUGAUUUCGACAGUGUGAGAGGACAGACAAACACACAGACACCACCUUCACCUCCGUCCACACACACUCCCGUCUUCCUUUAUCUCUCAACAAUCCAUCCCCCUUCACUCCACCCUCAGAGGAAGAGGAUCUAGAUCCAACCUUCCCACCUUCUAGUUCACUUAUUUUAUCCCAGUCAGAAGCAGCCUAACGGAACCGGAAUGCUGAGUAUUCCAUGCUGACCUUCCUCAUUAUACGCUCCUAACAUGAGAAUGUUGAACUUACUUUAGUAAACAUGUUGAAUUGUCUAUCUCUUGCCUGUCUUUCAUGCAUGUACAUGUCAACAAUGUAUAAAUGCAUAACUUUUGCCAUCCAGGGGUCCACGGAUUUAAAGGAAUAGUUUACAUGAAAAUGAAAAUUCUGUUGUUUACAUGAUUUUAUUAUAUUAUUUUCUUCUAUGGAACACAAAAAGACUUAUUUAUGAGAUCGAAGAAGUGUUUUCUUUCCUUGCAAUGAAAGUGAAUGGUGACCAGAUUUUCUCUGAACAAAAUGCUUUUUGUUUUGUUUUUUUUGGGGUCAUUUUGGAGUUUGACAGCAACUGGACCCCAUUCACUUUCACUUGAGGGAAGAGAACAGCUCAGAAAUCUAAAUUUCUUGUUUUGUUUUGUUUUGUUUGUUUCUGUGGAAAAUAGAAAAGUUGUAUAGGUUUGGAGCAACACGAAGGCGAGUAAAUACAUUUUUUUUUUGUUGAACAAAAAAUCUUAAAUGAAAACCAAUGUGGUAAUAUGAUUAAAUUUAUUGUUUGUAACAAUACCGGUGGGUUUAUCAAAGUAUAAAUGACUGUUAAUAAUGAAACUCAGCUGAUAAAGACCGUAUUCUGUACAUUGGUAAGUUUGCAUAUUUAAAAA
Messenger RNA from Sinocyclocheilus anshuiensis, 2696 nucleotides. RefSeq names its product brain-specific angiogenesis inhibitor 1-associated protein 2-like. The coding region runs from base 174 to 1763 and encodes 529 amino acids. The transcript has 16 exons. The record is from RefSeq and is a predicted model, not a curated record. NCBI's taxonomy places the organism in Eukaryota, Metazoa, Chordata, Actinopteri, Cypriniformes, Cyprinidae. Gene Ontology annotation, biological process: actin filament bundle assembly; positive regulation of actin filament polymerization; actin crosslink formation. Gene Ontology annotation, molecular function: protein binding; cytoskeletal adaptor activity. Gene Ontology annotation, cellular component: cytosol; nucleoplasm.